Molecule: messenger RNA, 1727 nt
Organism: Anopheles merus
Lineage: Eukaryota; Metazoa; Arthropoda; Insecta; Diptera; Culicidae
Exons: 3
Coding region: 354-1643 (429 amino acids)
Source: RefSeq, a predicted model, not a curated record
CCGCUACGCUGGGCUGGCUGGAGAGCUGGGGCGGUUUUAUACGUUUCGGUCGGAGGUGGUUUCCACUUUCGGUUCGGCGUGGAGUCGGCAGUCUACAAAUGACUUUCGACGACGAAACUCUUAGUGUGGUGCUUAUGCGAUCCACCACCGCCAGCGAGCUCCGCAAGCAUAACGACGCCACCAACGCCGCCAAGUGUUCGGUGCAAGUACGGCUCAAUUAAAUAGGGCACAGUGUUUCAACAACUUCGAUAGGGUCUGUUUCUGGUGCAGCCUUGAUAUCUCGCUACGCAGCAGGUGCAAAAUUACCGAAAGAAUUUGAAAAAGUUCAGUUACGUUUUGUCAUAAUUGGUGCAAUGUGUCGUCCAUUCUGGAUCUUUCUGUGCUGUGUCGUGACGUCUAAUGUUGUUUUAGGACGUACCAGAACAAUUCGCAAUCUAUACGGACAGCGAUGCUCGAAUCGCUUGGAAACGGCUCUCGAUACAACGCUCAGGCGAAGCCAGCAACGCUCGGGUUCUAGUUCUAUUAUCGAUUUUUCCGAUAACGGACAGCCACACCGGCCCACACUAUUUGAUGCCGUCGGUCAACGGUCGCCGUUCAGCAGUAACAGUUACAACAACGAAGAGAUACAGCAGAUAGUGUCCGAGUACAAGCAAAAGCUAAACAGCCCUUCGAACAGUGUCUCGUCGCCGUUGUCGUCCUACUUCCAGCCGCCCAGCAGCAGUAGCAGCAGCAGCCCGGGCGCCGCACAAGUCGAGGUGGCAAACCUGCGCGUCCGGAUCCCGCAAAACCACCAGUGGGUCGUGGUGGAUCGGUGCCAGUUCAUCGAGCAUAAUCGCACGCUCGACACGAAGCUCGAGUUUCCCGAUCUGCAGAUCAGUGGGCGCGUGAUCAUGCACCCGUCCGGUGGUCGCUGCGAUAUGAUCCUACGGCUACGGCGCGCGGGCAUCGAGUUUCGCACCAUACCGCUCAUACCGUCGGGGCUGGGCGAACGCAGCCGGCAGGCGAACGUGCGCACCGAUUCACACUUUUCCGAGCCCGGUUUCAUCUCCGUCUUUGCGCACAGCUGCGAGGGUCCGAGCGGCAUCAAGUAUCGCAUCAACUCGAAACGGCGCCACUUUUUCAACCGCCAGCCAGCCGCAGCGACCGGACCCUCCUACUACGGGCGCGACCGGCGAAGAUCGUUGGACUAUCUGGAUGAUGAUUUGUUCGGCAGCGAUGGGCUGCACGAUGUGCUCAAGCUGAACGACGGGGACGCACUGUUCCUGUCGCCCUCCACCUUCGUUAACCUGGACGGGGAAGAUCGGGAGGGUUUUGGACAGACGGCAGACGGCUCGAGCGCCAAUCUUGACCCGAACAGCAGAACGUUCUUUGCCGAGCGGAAUCCGUUCUCCUAUUCGGCGUACGGUGGUGGACCAGCGUCGGGCAGCUAUGGUAAUGGUCCCGCCGCCCAUGCCAAUCCGGACAAGGGCUGGCAUAAUGUGGAAACGAACGAAGCGUUGGACGAUGCAUACUCCAACGAAAUCGAUAACCUCUUCUCGAAAGGAGUGCGCGGUCUCCUUACCACCUACAUGCAGAAAGCUCUCCAGCCCGCGAUUAAGGAAACGCUCAUGGAAAGCAUGGGCUACACAUUGUCCUACGGAUAACUUACGCCCGGAUGUUCGGGUGCAGCAUGUUAAUAUGUAAUAAAUUAUUUGUGCUAUUUAAUGAAAACCCAAACCAAGUAUUUU